Molecule: messenger RNA, 1005 nt
Organism: Helianthus annuus (common sunflower)
Lineage: Eukaryota; Viridiplantae; Streptophyta; Magnoliopsida; Asterales; Asteraceae
Product: papilin-like
Exons: 1
Coding region: 1-1005 (334 amino acids)
Source: RefSeq, a predicted model, not a curated record
AUGGAUGAUGUACCACAUUCUGAUGUUGCUGAGAAUUCGAAUGUUGUCAAUUAUGAUCUUGACGUUUGGAAUUAUGUUAUGUCUUCGUUUGCUGAGGCUCAUGGUGUUCCGACUAGAACUGAUAAAUCUGGUGCUGUGAUUUUAGAUCAUAAUGAAAAUGUUUUCACAAGGAAAACUGAUGUAUCGACUGAUAAACUUGAGACCUGUGUCUCAAGUGACUCAAAAAGUCAUUCUGAUGGUUCAGACAACUAUUCUAGUGUGCCUGAAACAUCAGAUGAUACAUCAGAAACUCAUGAAGAGGGAUCAUCUGAUGAACCUGACAGUCAAGCUGCAGAUUCUGGUACAUCAGACAACAAGCGUAGUACUUCUGAGAAUUCUGAAUAUAGCAAAUACUUAGAAUCGAGCAGUGCAAUGUCCGAAGAGAGCAAAACUGUUUCAAACAUAGACUGCUCUUCGCAUAAGAAACCAGAAUUAGCUGAUGUCAAGGACUCAGAGGUUGAUGAAGCUGAAGAAAAGAUUUCCGUAGAAUCCAUUUCUGAAGAACGUGAUGGGAUCUCGAAGAUUGAGGAAAAGAGAUCCAUGGAAAUUAAUUCUUCAGUUGAUUCAAAUGAUGAAACUAAAGAAGAGAUAUUUGUAGAAACCUUUUCUAUCAAAACUCCCGAGAACAUAGUUUCUAAGGAAAAGGAAUCUAUGGAAAUAAAGUCAACAGAUAAUUCAAUUUGUGAUACAAAGGAACCAGACUCUGAAGAAACUGUUUCAAAUGAAGCAAAAUCUUCUGAACCUGUUCCUUCAAAGAAGAAACGCUCACGUAAAAACAGAAGAUCACGCAAAAAGAAAGUUCGAAAGGAAAACCCAAGCCUCGGGCAAAUUGAACCAAAACUGAAGGGUAAAGUUGCGGAUACUUACUCUCAUGCUGACAACUGUGAGCAGGGUCCAAGAUCAAACAUGCACGAAAGCAAUCAGCUCCAAAUGAAAAGAAAAGACUUGCUCAGUUCUCGAGGAUAA